Molecule: messenger RNA, 1103 nt
Organism: Ictalurus furcatus (blue catfish)
Lineage: Eukaryota; Metazoa; Chordata; Actinopteri; Siluriformes; Ictaluridae
Product: hydroxycarboxylic acid receptor 2-like
Exons: 1
Coding region: 98-1036 (312 amino acids)
Biological process (GO): G protein-coupled receptor signaling pathway
Cellular component (GO): membrane
Molecular function (GO): G protein-coupled receptor activity
Source: RefSeq, a predicted model, not a curated record
CUAUGUAUUUGCCUAUGGCAUCUACUUAUUUGCCUGUUAUAAAACAGCAGUGUAGAGUAAACAGUUCCUAAGUUCAUUUUGCAUCAGUGAUUGCAAUAUGUGGAACUCCUCAGUUUGUUGUGCUUUUGAGUACCCUAUUUUAGACAAACUCCUACCCCCUAUACUGAUUGUGGAGUUCAUUUUUGGCCUCACAGGGAACAUUUUUGCCCUCUGGAUGUUUGCUUUCCACAUGGAGAACUGGAAGCCAAACUCCAUCUACCUGGCACACAUGACUGUGGCUGACUCAAUGGUGCUCUUCUUCAUGCCAUUCAGAGCCGACUACUACAUCAGGGGCCAGGACUGGAUCUUCGGAGAUGCCUUCUGCCGCAUGAUGCUCUUCCUUUUGACAGCGAAUAGGGCCGCCAGCAUUUCCUUCCUCACUGCCGUGGCUGUGGACCGCUACCUGAAAAUUGUGCACCCACUACACCGUCUAAACCGGAUGAACCUGAGUUACACCAUGUGGGUAUCUGCAGGCUUAUGGGCAAUGGUAUUACUUAUGUCAUCUCAGUUGCUGGGUUCAGCACAUUUUUUCAGCCUCGGCAACCGCAUCCAGUGUGAGAGUUUUAACAUAUGCUUCGACAAUGGUCCAUUUUCAACCUGGCACAGUGCCUUUUAUGUGAUCCAGUUCUGUGUGUCAGGCAGCAUCAUCAUCUUCUGUACAGCCUGCAUUACAUGGCAGCUGAAAACCAAGACGAUGGACACCACAGGCAAGGUCAAGAGGGCCGUCCACUUCAUUUUCAUUGUUGCCUUGAUCUUUUUCAUCUGCUUCCUGCCAAGCACUGCUUCAAGGAUCUCUGUUCUGAUCCUGAAGGCCUGGUACCAGGAGUGUUCACACUUCAAUGAUGCAAAUCUGGCAUUUUAUACUUCAGUCUGCUUCACCUAUUUAAAUAGUAUGCUAAAUCCUCUGGUUUACUACUUUUCCACUCCUGCAUUCAGUGGGACCAUACAGAAAAUUUUCAGGAGAUUUACAGAGCAAAAAGAAGAGGUGACUUCAUGAAUAGCAAUGUGGUUACAGUAACAACCAGUUAAAGUCAAUUUAAGUCAAAUAUGUAAAACAAACAAUA